This is a messenger RNA of Ceratosolen solmsi marchali, 1041 nucleotides long. RefSeq lists its product as uncharacterized. The record is from RefSeq and is a predicted model, not a curated record. The transcript has 3 exons. NCBI's taxonomy places the organism in Eukaryota, Metazoa, Arthropoda, Insecta, Hymenoptera, Agaonidae. Bases 1 to 1041 code for a protein of 346 amino acids.
AUGAUAUCAUCGGUCCUGUCGCAUGACGAACGGGACGAACUUGUAAACGGUGCCCGCGCGAACGUGGGUCUCAUCGCUGACACCAUUUGGACGCCUCUCGACCAGGACGACUCCUAUCGCAAGCUGAAUCGCACUUUAUGGAUACGGAGCUGCAAGAUAGCUGCCAAUUACGCUGAGACCUCGGCAGGCGCUCGGCCAAAGAAGAAGCGGGUCCGCGAUGUCAUCCCCGAGUCCCGACUGGCGAGCUACGGUGACUUUGAGUACGAGGACGAUGCCGAGGUACAGCUGCUGCCACCGUCACCAUCGCCACAAGCGGCGGCGCCGACGCGCGGACCGGACGGGUAUUUCAAUGGGGUCGGACGAAGGGAGGAGUCGGAGCCGAGCAGCAACGAGGUCGAGACACCCAAGGAAUCGUGGAUGCUCGACGAAGUCGAGGAGUACAUCGCCUGGGUAACGGCGUCCUCGAAGUGCUCCAGGCCCGAACACGAAGCGUUAGUUACUCUCAUUGCUAUAUUCGGAAAAUUUCUUUGCCCUCGAGUUGCUGAAAUAUUGCUGGCUUUAUUAUUGCUGGAUUCUGGCGGCAUUGUUCCAUGCCGAAGGAUACGCCUUUUCCCGGCAAUCGUUCGGCUGCUCGAUUACAACUCCACCACCACUCGAUUUAUACUCGAUUUAUACUCGAUUUAUACUCCAUUUAUACUCAUCAAUUUAUACUCGGCCGUUCUCCUCAUUCGGCUCGGCGUGUCAUCCUCGGACAAGGCCUUGGACCCGGGCUGCGAGCCCCCGCCUCGAUUCAGCGUGACUAACGUAUCCGAGGCCCAACUCGAGGGCCGCAUCUUCAGCGAGAGCGUGCGGAGCCUUUGGAGAUCGGGACCACGGGACAGCCAGACCCGCCAGAACCGGGGCCUCAGGCAGUGCGAGCUGAGGCGCGAGCUCGGGCUACUCAAGCCCCAGACCCAGGCCCCGAAGCGACCCGGUGACGUCCACCAGGUCCAUUGCAGCUUCCAGAACGAGCGCCUCAGAAUGCCGUACAUUGACAAUUAA